This is a messenger RNA of Branchiostoma belcheri (Belcher's lancelet), 2471 nucleotides long. Its product is annotated as actin-related protein 2/3 complex subunit 2-like. Gene Ontology annotation, cellular component: Arp2/3 protein complex; actin cytoskeleton. The transcript is spliced from 9 exons. Gene Ontology annotation, biological process: Arp2/3 complex-mediated actin nucleation; actin filament polymerization. The record is from RefSeq and is a predicted model, not a curated record. NCBI's taxonomy places the organism in Eukaryota, Metazoa, Chordata, Leptocardii, Amphioxiformes, Branchiostomatidae. Gene Ontology annotation, molecular function: structural constituent of cytoskeleton; actin filament binding. Bases 118 to 1023 code for a protein of 301 amino acids.
CAAGGUUCAAAUCAGGUCACAUGACUGCGCCGCCAUUUUGUGCACCUCCCAUUUGCACUUCCUCCCCUCAUGCCAUUUCCGCGCCCAGGAACUCGCUAAAAACUCGCGGAAACAGACAUGAUCCUUCUAGAGAUCAACAACAGAAUAGUCGAGGACACUUUACGACAGAAGUUCGACAAUGCCUCGGCAGGGAACAAGCCGGAUAGUGUGGAUAUCACAAUAGCAGAUUUUGAUGGAGUCCUAUACCACAUCUCCAACCCUGGCGGAGACAAGACCAAAGUCAUGGUCAGCAUCUCUCUCAAGUUCUAUAAGGAGCUUCAGCAGCACGGGGCAGACAGCCUGCUACAGAGAGAGUACGGAGACUUCAUAACAACCACAGAACAAGGUUAUGAUGUUUCCAUAUUGUUCGACCUUGAAAAUGUCCCUGAGAAUAAGGAGGAGGCAGUUAAAAAGGCGGGGCUUCUCAAGAGGAACUGUUUCGCCUCGGUCUUCGAGAAGUACUUCCAGUUCCAACAGGAGGGCCAAGAAGGGGAGGAGAGAGCAGUCAUCAACUACAGAGAUGAUGAAACCAUGUAUGUAGAAGCGAAGAAAGACCGAGUCACUGUCAUCUUCAGUACAGUCUUCAAGGAUGAGGAUGACGUGGUGAUCGGCAAAGUCUUCAUGCAGGAGUUCAAAGAGGGUCGUCGAGCGAGUCACCAGGCUCCGCAGGUCCUGUACAGUCAUCGAGACCCUCCGCUGGAGCUGCAGGGGACAGACGCUGCUACAGGAGACAACAUCGCUUACAUCACAUUUGUUUUGUACCCCCGUCACAUCACUAAGGCUGCCCGUGACAACACCAUCAACCUGAUCCACACCUUCAGAGACUAUCUUCACUACCACAUCAAGUGCUCAAAGGCGUACAUUCACAGCAGGAUGAGAGCCAAGACUUCAGACUUCCUGAAAGUCCUGAACCGUGCCAGACCAGAGAACAACGUCAAGGAAAAGAGGACCAUCACAGGAAGGUCAUUCCAACAGCGUAACUAGCCGUAGACCAGCUGGCUGUUAGACAUAAAAAAGGAUUAGCAUUAUCUUCUGAUAUUUUAUACUGCUAGCAUUUUAUAAUGAAUUGUAUCAGAAAAAUCUGCUGAUUCUACAUUGUAUCAAACCUUUAUUUCCAAGUCUACAAAAUGAUUCUUGCAUCAUAGAAAUCCAAAGUCACAUAAUAUAGCAAUUAUAGGUCAUGAAAUUGUGAUAAUUUUUUUUUGUUCAUGUAAGUGCUUUUGUCCCCAUUUUGCUUUGUUUGUGGUAUGGUCUGUACAAUGUGACAUAUGGUGCAGGCCAGAACACUGGAAAAAUAGGGGUGUCAAAGAUAUACUGGCUGCAGUAUAUUUUAACAGUACGCAAGUCACCUUCUGUGAUAGCAGCAAGUUCCAGCAACCCAUAGUCGAUUCUGCAGUGUUCAUUAUAACCCAGAUACUAGCAUAAAAGGAAACCAUUGCAAUUUCAGGGUGGCAGAACAAAACAAAAUAUUCUGGAUGAGGAAAUCUGACUAAUAUUGGCAUUUACUGCCAUUUCCUAGCACAUUUUUGUCAUCAUUUCAUACUUGAAGUGUUUGAAAUAGCCCCAAACUAAGCUAGUCCCUUUACUUUUGGGUACCACUAGCAAGUAGCUACAACCAGCCUAUGAUACAAAAUAAGCAACAUUUUUGCCUCACAGAUAUCAGUAAAAAUGACCAGAAGAUCCAGUUUUACUGCCCUGAAAUUGAUCUUGGUUCCUUUUAAGAAAUAUGUGUUAUAUAUAUAUAUCAGAAUUACAUGUAGUAGACUUUUCAACACUUGGUGUGAUCAAUGAUUAAGACAAUAAUUUCCAACACCAGCAAAUGCAGUGCAUUUUUAAUUCCUUCCACCUCAUAGCAACUUUGCCUGGAUCUGUUCCAAGAAAAGCAGUCCUCAGUUCUGAAAACUUCUAUAGCUACUCGCUAAAACACUUCUGGCAUGCAGAAGUAGUCAUUCCUAUUGCUAUUUAUACCAAUGGUCUGUAGAGUAUGAUAAGUGAUUAUAGACAAUGUUUACCUGCUAUGGAUAUCUUCCAAUAAGACUUAAUUGGUACAGAAAAUUCUACAUAUAGUAGUAGCCUCUACCGGUCUUCAGAGAUGACUGAAAAGAGUAGAAAUUUCCCAAAUAGACAGAUAACAUGACGGGAAUUGGUCUCCUAGAGGAGUACAGUUUUCAGUAUCUGUUUAGCAAACUGUAAUCUUUUAGCAGACAAGUUCUGUUGACAUGUUAUCCGUGUUAACCUGGUGGAGGCUAACAAAGUAGAUUUCAUUAUUCGAAGCGUACUGAAAUUGUAGAGCUGAAAAUUCCUCCAAGUCGCUUGUCUCCUCUACUUCGAUCUGUAAAUCUUUACCUAAAGAUUGCCAGAGGUAGGUGUUAGUAUUGGUGAAAGAUUUAGGUGUGUAGGUAAGCACAUGGGCAGAAUGUACUGUGCCUGCA